Messenger RNA from Syngnathoides biaculeatus (alligator pipefish), 6070 nucleotides. It is a transcript of the gene pde1cb, whose product is annotated as phosphodiesterase 1C, calmodulin-dependent b. NCBI's taxonomy places the organism in Eukaryota, Metazoa, Chordata, Actinopteri, Syngnathiformes, Syngnathidae. The transcript has 19 exons. Bases 376 to 2589 code for a protein of 737 amino acids. Gene Ontology annotation, biological process: signal transduction. Gene Ontology annotation, molecular function: 3',5'-cyclic-nucleotide phosphodiesterase activity. The record is from RefSeq and is a predicted model, not a curated record.
UUCAUUCAGCACACCUGUGGUCAAAUAAAGUCUUGUGCAAGAUGUGUUUUGUAGCUGUUAAUAAUAACUCUAACAGGUGGACUGAAAAAUGGCUGACUUCCGCAGCGGUGUCCCCCUCGGGAGAGGUGUUUGUUGACGGGGCAACUUUCUCCGCGAGUGACGCGUCUGCGGCGGAAAAGCACACCGAGGGAGACGGAGACAUGACCCUGCUGAACUCUGCUGUGCCUCGCUCUGCCAUUAGAGGCAAAAUGUCACGGCGAGGGGGUUGAACGAACUUCUCGGCCGAAGACUUGAACCCCGACCGCGUGUUUUAGCGAGAACCGGGCAUCGCUUUUGCAUUUUCUUCCCCUCCCCUCCCCGCCUGCCCGCCCGGCGAUGGGCUCUGUGACUUCCGCCCUGACAAGGACGCGCCACGGGCUGGUCAAAGUGGGCUCGGAGCCGCAGAGUCACGACCCGGAGAGGAGCCACUCCGCGCCCGAGUCUGCCAGGAAGAAGAGUCGCAAGCCGCCGCAGACCACCCGGCUCCUGCUCGCGGAGGUCCUGAGCCGACAGGACUCGGACGGAGCCAAGAGGUCAGCGGUGGUGCAACCGAACAAACCGAACGUUGCAAAUGAAGAUUGCGAAAGUCGACCGCAGGCCAACUUUGCACGCUCCAAGUCCCAGAGCGCUUUAUGGAACGCCAUCACGGCAGGGAUGGGCAUCCAAGGCAAAGAGCAGAAGCGCCCCCAGAAUGACACCCGGAGUCCCGAGGAGAUUCUGGCGGAUGAGCUCCCCCUGACGGACGAAGCGGACGCCACCGAGAAGACCGCCAUCAGGCGGAAGUACAAGAAGACGUCCCAGAGAUUAAGAUGCCUGGUCAAACAGCUGGAGAGAGGGGAGGCUUCCCUGGCCGACCUCAAGAAGAACCUCGAGUACGCGGCGUCCGUGCUGGAGUCGGUCUACAUCGAGGAGACCAGGCGUUUGGUGGACACUGAAGAUGAGCUCAGCGACAUUCAGUCUGAGUCCGUACCGUCUGAGGUGCGCGACUGGCUGGCCUCCACCUUCACGCGCCAAAUGGGGCUGAUGCUGCGACGCAACGAGGAGAAGCCUCGCUUCCGAAGCAUCGUCCACGCCGUCCAGGCGGGAAUAUUUGUCGAGAGGAUGUACCGACGCACCUCCAAUCUGGUGGGACUCAGCUACCCCCCUUCUGUUAUAUCUGUUCUGAAGAAUGUUGACAAAUGGUCAUUUGACGUGUUCGCCCUGAACGAGGCCAGUGGAGAUCACGCUCUUAAAUUCAUUUUCUACGAGUUGCUCACCAGAUAUGAUCUCAUCAGCCGUUUCAAGAUUCCAAUUUCAGCAGUUGUGUCGUUUGUCGAAGCCCUGGAGGUGGGAUACAGCAAGCAUAAAAAUCCCUAUCACAACUUGAUCCACGCUGCCGAUGUUACGCAGACUGUUCAUUACCUGUUACUCAAGACUGGCAUGGUGCAUUGGUUAACUGAGCUGGAGAUCUUUGCCAUGAUCUUUGCUGCGGCCGUGCACGACUACGAGCACACGGGGACCACAAACAACUUCCACAUUCAGACAAGGUCCGACACGGCGAUCCUGUACAACGACCGCUCGGUGUUGGAGAGCCACCACGUGAGCGCGGCCUACCGCCUCCUGCAGGAAGACGACGAGAUGAACAUCCUGUACAACCUCUCCAAGGACGACUGGAGAGAGCUGCGUGCUCUGGUGGUGGAGAUGGUGCUGGCCACCGACAUGUCCUGCCACUUCCAGCAGGUGAAGGCCAUGAAGAACUUCCUGCAACAGCCCGAGGGCAUCGAUAAGCCCAAAGCCCUGUCCUUACUGCUGCACACCGCCGACAUCAGCCACCCGGCCAAAAGUUGGGACCUUCACCACCGUUGGACCACCUCUCUGCUGGAGGAGUUCUUCAGACAGGGGGACAAAGAAGCCGAGCUCGGCCUUUCCUUCUCGCCGCUCUGCGACCGAAAGUCAACAAUGGUGGCGCAGUCCCAGAUAGGCUUCAUCGACUUCAUCGUGGUUCCCACCUUCACCGUGCUGACCGACAUGAUGGAGCGCAUCGUCACGCCGCUCAUCGACGAGGCCUCGCACUCGGGUCUCGCGGGCUUCCGGCGCUCCAGUCUGAACAGUAUUAGCUCGGAGGAGGCCAAGAGGCAAAGCGCGAAGAGCAUGGCCGCCGACAGCUGCUCGUCGGGCCACAACUCCCUGCUGGCCGUCGACAUGAAGAACUUCAAGGCGCUGUGGAACGAGGAGGUCUACCAGAACAGGGAGCGCUGGAAAGCCCAGGCCACCAAAGAAGCCGAGGAGCGAGCCAAAAGGGACGCGGAGGAGCGAGGCCAGCAGGAAGACUCCAUGGAGCCUGAAGAGGACCCCUCAGACUCCGCCGAGCCCAAAGCCGCCCAGCGGGAGGCGGGCGACGAGGAGGCGGCGUCCGAGCCCGACGCCCGGGAUGCUGCUCCGCAGCCACCCGGGGGCGCCGCGCACAAGAGUCCCUCGCUGCAGAACGGAGAGUUGUCCGAAGGCGCAAACUCUCUGGGAAGUGAAGAUAUCAAAAACACAGCAGGUGAGGCGGAGGUCGCUAUGGAGUGAGAAUGGAGGGUCCUCGCGAACCUGAGCUGGGGCCGGGGCCCGGCGGGGGUCGGUGAUGGGCGGGGGGGGGGGUCUGGUAAAUCGGUAGGACUUUGUCGCUCCCUGCGGGAAACCCAGAAACUGACGCCUUCACCUCCCUUGGGCAGCGUCUCGUUUGUUUGGACUGUACAUAACGCGUAGCGCCGCGCUCCCGUUGUUGUCUCCCUUUAGACUGGAUGGCUUUACAGCAUUUACGUUGGAGUUCUCUAUAGUUUUAGGCUCUGUGAAAUGUACACAUAACUGCCAAGUGGGAGAAAUGUUUGAUGCGUGUCCUUCCCGUGCUUUAUCGUUCUUUUUGUACCUUUAACUUUGCUUUUAAUGUCACUGGCUCUUAUCGCAAAAACAACGGCGUGGAUUUAAUGUAAGAUAGCAACUUUUUUUUGUUUUUUCUUUAAACAUGCUGCACGUUUUAUUUUUGUUCUCAAUGCUUUGUCGCAAGUUUUUGGGCGGUAGCAAAGCGUAUUUUAAAUGUCCUUUUUUUUUUGUUUGUUUGUUUUUUUUCCCCUCGCUCUGCAGACGUAAAAUGCAAAUAUUGCUUGUCGGGCGUAUGUAAAAUAACAAAUCUCCGCUUUUGCUGUUCUUCUACACUUGCUGUUCACUUGCGGUUAAGAGCGUGAGAAAUGGGCAGUAUUUGCGUUCCCAUAUUUACAUAAUUGUGCACUUGUGCAAUUUUAUUUUGGUAUCAAGUAAAAACCCAUGGUGCCAAGAUGUUGGCCUGUGAUGUGGAUCUUUGAUGGGGGGGGAAGAAAUAUCGAAAAAGGGAGAAUUUAAUUACGAACUUUCUAGCGUUCUUCUGUUAGACACGCACUCAUGUUUUUUUUUUUGUUUUUUUUUUUAAUAAGUUGUUUGCUGUGAAAAGCGGCUUUUCUCUUCUCAACCUGUGUGCCUCUGACUGUACACAUAACUGCACCUGUAGGAACCAGCUGUAAUUGUUCCUGGAACCUAUUGAUCAUGUUUUAUGUGCUCUUUUUUUCUGCUGUAACAAUACGCUUCCUCUUUGCCUUUUUUCAUUGCCCAGUGACUUUAAUUUAUUGACCUUUUUUUUUUGUCUUACGUACUGUUGUGGGUGGCUUUAUUAGAUUUUAUUCUGUCAAUUUUCCCUCCCAACUCUUUUUUUAAUCUCUUUUUCCACUUUAAAAAAAAUCUAAUAUUCUUUUCUUUUUUGCACUUUAAAUGUUGAGCUGUAUUUCCUCAAUCAUCAUCAUCAAUUUUGUCAUUUUCCAUACCAAUUACCCUCAUAUUCUCCCCAAUAGUGGGUUUUUGUUUUUAUGCGAUGUUCCCUGUUCUCAUAUUUUUUUUUCCAUUCAUUUCUUAAAAAAAAAAUUUUGUUUUGUUGAUUUAGUAUAUUUUUUUUAGCCAAUCUUAUCCAUUUUUCUUUGCUUCUCCAUAUUCCAUUAGUUUAGUCCACUUUAGUGUAGUCUUAAUUUGAUGAGUUUUUUUUAAAUUUUAUUACAUUUUUAAGUCUUUUUUUGUUUGUUUUUUUUUUGUAAAUAAGAUUGGCUUUUCUGCAUUGUUUUUUUUUUUUUUAUUUUAUUCCAUUUAAAGUCCCUGUAAAGUGCAAAGCUCCUGUCCUCGUGCUGGCUGUCAAUAAUUGUACCUGUACAAAUAUGAAAAGUCUACAAUGUGAUGUUUUGUACAAGAUGUCUUUCGGAGCUUCCUAAGAUGAAAAUAGUCUCUACAAUGUUUUUCAUUUGUGUUCAUUAUAGUAUAUGUUUGAAAACAAUUCACUCUCCAGGGUCUUUAAGAAAGCGUUAAAUGUUUUCAAAGUUUCUCCCUUUUGUCACAAUUUUUACAUUUUCCUUUACUUUACUUGAAUUUCAGUUAUUGUGUAGUGUGUUGCUUCGUCUGACUUUUUUUUUUUUCCCCCAUUGUAAUUCCCCCACCUCCCAUCCUCCCCGCCAACAUGUUCCUGUGACCUGUUUUGUCAAGUUCGUCGCCGGAAAAAACGUGAGUUGAAUUCACUUUUUCAAAAUGUAACUUGCGCCCACGUCUUUCGAACAAACGCUUUCUCGUGACGUCGCGUCGUGUCGCCCGUUUCUGCUUUCGCACGCAGUUGCUGUCGGGCACAUUUAGCAAGCCGUAUUUCUUCUCCACGUGGUGUUUUUGUAAGCGUCAAUAUUUUUAGCCCCCCACCCCACCUCCCCCGCCUUCAAUCUUUAGACGACUGAUCUGAACUAUCUCAAGGUCAGGUGGAUGUAAAAAGUGUGCAAUUUAUUUUUUUUUUUUUUUAAACACACUGGAAAAUACCUUGUGUAUUUCUGAUCUCCUCACUGUGACCUGCUCUGAUUAUGAAUGUGUGUGUGUGUGUGAGUGGGUUUGUGUGUAGGUGUGUGUGUGUAUGUAGGGGACUGUGUAACAUAUUAGAUAAUAUUCAAAUAAGCUUAACCCUUACGAUCGCCUUUAACAUCUGCCAUUUUUAUUCUCCUUUCAAGCCACUUUUGGCUUUGUUAAAUCAAUACAUUUUUUUAGUCAUUUUUAUUUGUUUUGACAAUACAAACCCCAACAUUUGUUCAAAGAUGUUCAGAAAAUGCAUCUUUUUUUAAUGUAUAUUGGACCAGCAGAUGGCGCUGUGUCAAAGCAUGCAGCAACACUUCACACGUUGAAACUGUUUUCUACCAGGGUGCCUUGCUACUUGUCGCCGUAUGUGUUAAUAAUGGUGUAAAAUUAAAAUUAAAAAAAGUCUGGAAUGAGGUUUUUCAUUUUCAUAUAUUCAAUAUUUUUUUUACAUUUUUUUUUCCUCCUAAAUUCUUUUUUCUCCCAAUGUUUGCAUUAUUUCCAGUCACAUUUUUUCUUCCCCCCCGUUUCACUUUUUUCACUUUUUUUUAUAUCCUGUUAAUGAAAUUUCUUUAGCUGUUUUUACCCAUUUUUCUGCCUCAUAUUUUUGUGUAUGUCACCAUUUUCCCAUACAUUUUUUUCAGAGGUACAGUAUUAUUUUUUCCCCCUUUUCACAUCCAGUUUGAGUGUUAUAUGCACAUUUAAUUUUUCCAAAUGUAAUUUAACCUUUUUCCAUUUUUUUUGUACAAAUGUUUUUGCUUUAUUUUGAGUCCCAUUAUACAGUGGCUGACUUCUAUAUUUUUAAUGCUUGUAUAACCUUUAGGCAGCAUGUCAAAAUUGUAAUGUUAGAAGCGUUUGACCCUGUAAGAAUUUAUUUCUGCUGGUAUAUCAGCUCAAUAGUUUUUUGUUUUUUUUCGUCUGUUAGGCUCAAUUGUGUUGUUUAAAAAAAAAAAAAAAAAAGAAUUUUAAGGGCUUCCUAAGGGUUAAGCUACUUAAAUGUAGGAGGGUUGCUUGAAUAUUAUUGAUUUGAUUGAAAACAAAACCGCAAGAUGGCUUGCCAACCAGUCCAGUGAGUGAGCGUGUGUGUUUGUUUGUGCGCACAUGGGUGUGUGUGUGUGUGUGUGUGUGUGUGUGUGUGUGUGUGUGUGUGUGUGUGCGCGCGCGCGCC